AUGAUACAAUCAAUUCCCUGGGGCUACAACGCCAAUCUCACCCUCCACACGCAUGAGGACAGCGUAAAGUUGCCGAUGAAGGCUGGGGACGCGACGGCGAUGAUUCCACUCAGAAAGUUGGUGCAGAACCUCCUGAGUGUCAAGCCGGGUUACGUGAAAUUGAACCCGUACUUGUUCAACGGGACGUUACAAACCAUGUACUACUCCAAGGAGUUUAAUAAACACCAGAUUUUCUACGGGCGCCAGCUCGUGAAGUUCCAGGACAAAGGGACAGCCUCCGCGGACUUUGUGAUUCUGCCGGAGAGCAAGGCGGACUUUUCCAAAAAGAGUGCGGAAACCAUUCCCGAGGGCUGGCCGAGAAUGAAUCGAAACACGCGCUUCCUCUCUACGGAAGAGGUGGGCAAGCUCUAUAGUGACAUGGCGCCAGAGAAGCCGAUUGUGGUGAUUUUGCAUGGCCUCGGAGGUGGGAGCCACGAACCAUUGGUCAGAGCCAUUGCCGACCGACUCUACAGCGGUAACAAGUACGACGUGGUGGUGUUGAACUCCAGAGGGUGCAGUAGAACCAAGAUCUCGACCCCAGAGUUGUUCAACGCCUUGUCUACUGGCGACAUCAGAGAGUUUGUAGCGAACUUGAAGGAGGCAUAUCCCAACAAACCGGUCUACGCAGUGGGCCUUUCCUUCGGGGGCACCAUUUUGGGCAACUUUUUGGGCGAAGACAGCGAUAAGUGUUUGGUGGACGCUGCCUGUGUGAUUUCUGCUCCGUGGGACUUGGUAGACUCCGCCUACCAUAUCGGAAACUCUUACUCCGGCAAACACAUGUUUGGGCCGGCGGUGGCGUCAUUCUUGCACCGGUUGAUCAAAAACAACAAGCAGGAGUUGAGCGAGAAUUGGCCGGAUUUUUUCACCCCUGAGCUUCUCAACCGCAAGUUCCAGUCCACGAUUGAGUUUGACAACUUGAUCACUGCCCCGCUCGUUGGCUUCCACUGCGCGAAUGAUUACUACCGCGAGGGCUCGCCAGUGAACAGAAUCUUCGAUAUCCACACCCCGACCUUGAUUUUGAACUCUACCGACGACCCAGUGGUUAGUGUUCGCUUGCCGUACGACGAGGUCAGAUCCAACCCGUGGUUGUGCAUGGUUGAGACCGACUUGGGUGGCCAUUUAGGGUACAUGAAGCCAGGGAACGAAUCUUGGACAGCAGAUUUGAUCUCCGAUUACUUUGAAGAGUUCACCAAGACCGUGAAUAUGUCUGUCAAGCCUGAGAGCACCUACAAGCGUCGGAUGGAUUGGAAGAACCACUCCUAG
Messenger RNA from Babjeviella inositovora NRRL Y-12698, 1302 nucleotides. RefSeq names its product medium-chain fatty acid ethyl ester synthase/esterase (gene EHT1). The coding region runs from base 1 to 1302 and encodes 433 amino acids. The record is from RefSeq and is a predicted model, not a curated record. Gene Ontology annotation, molecular function: monoacylglycerol lipase activity; acetylesterase activity. Gene Ontology annotation, biological process: medium-chain fatty acid catabolic process; medium-chain fatty acid biosynthetic process. The transcript has a single exon. NCBI's taxonomy places the organism in Eukaryota, Fungi, Ascomycota, Pichiomycetes, Serinales.